Lytechinus pictus (painted urchin) is the source of this 5141-nucleotide messenger RNA. RefSeq names its product homeobox protein PKNOX1-like. The transcript is spliced from 10 exons. Gene Ontology annotation, biological process: regulation of transcription by RNA polymerase II. The coding region runs from base 26 to 1594 and encodes 522 amino acids. NCBI's taxonomy places the organism in Eukaryota, Metazoa, Echinodermata, Echinoidea, Temnopleuroida, Toxopneustidae. Gene Ontology annotation, molecular function: RNA polymerase II cis-regulatory region sequence-specific DNA binding. The record is from RefSeq and is a predicted model, not a curated record.
GGCCAGUGCAACCUGACCAAUCAGGAUGCAGCAGUCUAGCGGCGAAGAGUCGGAGAGUAAGCAUCGUCCUGCCGGGACUAGGACAGUACCUGCUAGCAUCCUCAAGGCAGGAACGGAAUCAGUUGGGAACCUUACUCCCGAAGAAGCAGAAGAAUUACAGGUCCAGUUAGAGAAAGAUAAGCGAGCAGUAUAUCAACACCCUCUGUUCCCACUCAUGGCGUUAUUAUUUGAGAAGUGUGAACAGGCCACCCAGUCACCUGACCCACCGACGUCGGCGAGCUUUGAUGUCGACAUCGAGGAGUUUGUCAACAGGCUGAAGAGAGAGGGCAGCACAUUCUUUAUUGAAGACACAGAAAUUGAUACAUUAAUGAUCAAAGCAAUCCAAGUACUAAGAAUACACCUGCUAGAGCUGGAGAAGGUUAAUGAACUUUGUAAAGACUUCUGUCAUAGAUAUAUAACUUGUUUGAAGAGCAAGAUGCAUAGUGAGAAUUUAUUGAGAGAUGAACGAGGAGAAGCCACUCAAUUUGAUAGUCAGUACUUAUCCAACGGAGAUCUCUUAGAUCUAGAACCACCGCCCACGGAACAUAAUCAGAUCCAGAACCAUCCCACCUCAACACCAAACAGCCAACCUGUUAUAUUACAACAUGGAACACAUUCACCGGCAAAUCAAUAUCAGGCAGCUACGGUAGUCAACUCUGCGGGUCAGGUCGUCUACACUCCAGUUAUACCACAGGGUGUCGUGACACCACAGGGAUUAUUAACUCAGUCCAUUCCAGGCAACAAUGCCCACCACCACCACCACAAGAAGAAGUCCGAACCUCAGCAGCAACUGCAGCAACAACAACAACACGUGGUACCGAUCAUACAUGGUUCUACUCCUCUUUCACAGAUCGGUAUCUCACAUCAGGGUCAAAGUGCGGGUCAACAGCAACCUCCCAGCAUGCUCUCUCUCAGCCAAGGGGAUCUCAGGGUCGCGAUGGCGGACGCUGCCGAGGUCAACGACCUGCUCAACAAGAGGAAGCCCAAACGAGGGGUGCUACCGAAGCAUGCGACCACCGUCAUGAGGUCAUGGCUGUUCCAACACAUAGUGCAUCCGUAUCCCAGUGAAGAUGAAAAGAGAAUGAUAGCAGCUCAAACCAAUCUUACUAUGUUACAAGUUAAUAAUUGGUUCAUCAAUGCAAGAAGGCGGAUCUUACAGCCGAUGUUAGACGCCAGUAAUCCCGAAGCUGCCACGAAGAACAAGAAACCAAAGAGUCAGAACAGACCAUCAACUCAACGAUUCUGGCCCCAGUCGCUUGCCCAGCUUGGUCAGACGACAACAGUAACACAGUCAACAGCAGGUGGGACUAAUGCAUUGGACAGGAGAAGCUUGGAUGAUGAGGCUGCCCUCUCUAGCAGUGCAUUAGACAGUGUAAGACAUCUAUCCUCCGACAGCAUGUCACCUAUGCUUGGUGUCAGGCAACGGUCGCCGUCAUCGGUCUCAUCGCUGGACAACUUAGGAGCAAGCGGCGGGGACAGUCUCCACGACGACGAUGAAGACGAUGACCUCUCCACCAAUUUAGAACUGGGUAGUGAUUCGGGGAUGGUGGAUUGAUAGUAAAUUGGAUGAAGCCAACGUCGGAGAGAUAUGGACUUUAUUACUGGAAUCAAAGACAUAGAGAGGGAGAUAAACUUAAGAAGCCGUGUUGUCAAGAGCUUUGACAUGUGUAUUCUGAAUCAUCACCAUGCUAACGGAGGAUUCUACAGUCUGCAUGGGUGAAUUCAUUGACAAGGAAGUGUUUUAGCUAUCAUUCUGAAAGUUUUGAAACCAACGGUCAUGACAACUUCAUGCUUUUUACUGUCACUUGGCGCUUUACAAGCAUUGGGUCCUCAUAUUCAUGAAAAGUUCCUCGUGUACAUUUAGUUGUCGGCAAGUACAUUGGGUAAAAAGAGCAUAGCCAUGGGAUUACUUGAUGUAUUCAGAGAAUACUGGGCCCUGGUAGUUGGUUAAUUUAUGUACGACAUGCUCCCUCUCCACUCCCUUUGGAAUAUUCUAAGGAUUUGCCCAUCAUGGGUGUAUGUAUGAUGAGUAAUUCGUGCAAUGGAUUUCAACAUCUAGUUAGGGCCAGUUUCUUUAAGAAAUUUUUGCAACUUUUUCCAUUACGGUAACUGUGUUGGGAACAUUGAUUUUGGUACAUGUAUGCAGCUAAGCCCUGUGACCAUGGUACGUAUCGUAAUGGUUACAUAACCGUAAUUGUGAAUCCUUUCAUGAAAAGGGCCCUUUGUCCUCAUUUUUCUCCCGGGUAUAGGAGGGCAAAUAUGGAUUAAUGCUGUGUCUCUGGUCAUCUACCAUAUCACAAAGUGUGGAGAAACUCAAGAAACCAAUGUCAUGUGUUUGAUGUUUGAUGAUUAUGGGAUUUUUUUCACUUGCAACAAGAACUGCCAUAAUUUCAAACCAGUAGUAUAUCCUCAAGUUUGAUCAUCUAGUCCUUUAGUAUAUGACUUGACUUACUGACUUUGGUGAAUAGGACGGUGUGUCCCUUCGCUCUCCUACGGGUGAUCCUUUUCCAUUCAGUUCUACCCUGGGCUAGGCCUUCAGCAUCCAGUAGAGGGAGUCCCACACCAUGACAUCAUGUCUGACAUGUCUCCAUCUGGAAGGGGACGUCCUGGUAGUCUCCUUUUUUACAAAGUUGGGCAAUUCCAUAAUAUAUGUACUUCCAACCCCCUAUGCGUGUGACCUUCACAAAAUUCUCUAUCUCUGAAUUUCAUGUUCUUUUGACAGUCUGUAAUGUUCUCAAAGGACCAUGACUUGGUCAAUUUAUGAAGUGAAGUAAGACUUGAGAAAAAUGGGGGUCAGAUGUACAAUAAGGUUGAACAUUUUAUGGAAUUGCCCAGUUAUUUCUGUAAGCCUGGACUGGAAAGCGGUUUUGUGGCAUAAAGCAUAUUUCCACGAACCACCUCAGGUGUUUUUGUUUUUUUAGCUUCCUCACACAUUGUGUUUGUGAUAUGUAAUCUCCUGAUGUCCUCAUUCCUAAUAUUGUCCAGUAAAUGAACCCAUAUAUAUCGGUGAUAAAACACAAAUUAUCCAUCACCUUACAAUUUCCAAGUUUUCAAAUUUAGUUAUGGUUUAUUCUACAAGACUCCUGUGAAAGCGCUCAUUCUUUUCAGUCUCUCAUUAGGGGACCUUCUGCAGUAGGUACUUUCUAAGGGACCUGGUAAUGAUGAUUUUUCUUCAAUGAAUAUUUGGGUAUCAUGUUCACUGCUCCUAUAUGAGCUAUAGUAUAUUUUGUCUUCUUAUGUCCAUUAUGUUUAUUUAGAAUGUGAAGUCUGAAAGCUUACAUGUAUGCCCUAAAGAUCAGUGUAUUCAGCAAAAUCCCUUUUUGCCAAAAAAAAAGAAAUAAAUAAAUGAAAUACGGUAGUCGUUUUAAAUCUUGCAAUAAAUGAAAAACCAAGGGAGAGGAAAAUAUUUAUACAAAGUUUGGGUAUUAUGUUCAAGUACAUGUAAUCACUUUGGUCAAAGGUCUGCACUUUGAAAACACCGUAUCACCUUUGAGUCUCCGAAAGAUAAGACAAAACUGGUAUAGGGAUCUAUGUUCAGGCCCUUAUCAGUUAACAUCCAAGCUAAAACUUGAAGUGAACUAUCUUGGUAAAUGAAAAAAAAAAUCUGUAUGUCUAGCACAGUGAAAAAUAAUGCUGUUUUGUAGCCAUUAUAUAUGUACCAAAUCUCUAUGGAGAAAUCCAAAUAACAAAAAUUUGCUUUUUCUAUCUGUUUUUUCAAAAGUCACUCUGAAAUGGCUUUAAAACGGCUCUAAAAAGGAAGUACAAUGGCUAUAAAACAGCACAAUGCUCACCAUGGUUAGUUUCGGUGAACCUAUAUCAAAUCUCGAGAAAUGUAUAUUUCCAGUAGGUAAUAAGCUGCAUAGAUUGCACUCCCAAGUGUUCAUUCAUAAUCAUGAAAUUACUGUUGUAGGUUUGUGGUAGAUUUUUUCCUGAAACUGAUCCUUUAUUUAUGACCCCCUCCCCCCAAAAACAGAAAUAUCUUGAAAUAAUUCAAUAUUAUUUUUAAAAAAUUGCUGCUUUUCUGAUAUUCAGAAUGUAUUCUAAUACCAUGCAUUUGCAUGCACCCUUGUUCGGUCACAUGACUUUAUCAAGUCACAUGACCUGUAUUCAAGCAGUCAGUUGUUUUUAUUCAGGAAAAAACCUGAGUUUUUAUUUUGCUGCUGAGGAAUAGACCUCAAGCUCCUCAUUUUUGUACACAAAAUAGUUUUUAUCAGUUUAAAAAUAGUUGUGUGUAUUUUUUUCAUGACAUUAAUGUUAGUAAUAUUUAAGAAUGAAUUUUAGUCCUUUCAUUGAUUUUUGUUGUUUUUUCAAAUAAUUUUUCUAUAUGAUUCUGCCAUUUUUAUAUCUUAGUUUUUUUAAGCAAGUUUUUCACUAGUAUUUUGCAUGAAGAAUAUUUUGGAUCCAUAAUUUUCUAUUGAUAACAAAAUCACAGAAUGUAAGACUGCUACUAUUCAUGUCCAUUUUGUUGAAAUAUGUAUAUGAAAUUAGGGGCCCAGCCAGAAACUUGCAUGAAAAGUUUACAUUUCAAAAUUUUCUAUGACAUGUCAGACUGGUAAUGUGAUAUCACAAUCACUUUGUGAGAGGAUUCCACCAUACAGCGUGGCCAUUUUAGUUUUUUCUGUGCAAGUUCUAACUACUUUUAUGGAACAUUCAUGCAGACGGCCCUGCCGACAAGGUUUCACUGGUGAUAAGCAUUUUGUUGAAUGACACAUCCUAUUGAAAGUCACAAAUUUUCAUGGUUUAUCUCUUUAUUAUCAAAAUGAUGCAAUCUUAGGGACCCAAAAAAUAUUUCAAAGACCACAAAAGGAAAAGGGGCUUGUUUGAAGUGUAUCCUGAAAGUAAGAAAAUAAAAAAAACAUGACCGUUUUUCAAAGAAAGCAAAGUGUACAGCCUGCCGAUCAGUUUAAAACUUUGUCUUUGUGUUUUUAUUUGCUCUAAUGAUGAUUCCAAAUCCUAAUCUUUGCCUUUUAAAUAUAAAUUACUUUUUUUACAGAACAAAACUUAUUCUUCUAACAUGAAUAUUCCAAAAUAAAGAACUUUCCAAAGAAUGAUUUCCUUUUUAUAACAGGAAGGUCCUUUUAAACACAGCUGAUCUGCCCCCC